CGAGAAGGCCUGGGUUGUGAUCACGCCCCGUCGCUUGCUCUCUGGCUCAGCCGGAUUCUCGGCACAUCAACACGACGACCAGCGAUCAUGGACGAAGAUCUGCUGAAUGACCUGGAGGAACUUGGCGGAGAGGAGCUCGAGGCCGAGGAGGAGGAGGCCGCCCAGGGUCUCCUUCGAGACGGCGAUCAAGACGAUGAUGCCGACAUGAACCAGCACGAGGAGGAGGACGAUCUGAUGGAUGACGACCCCGAUGCUGCCCAGAAGCUCAAGGCGGCGCUGGCCCUCGCAGUCAAGGGCGCAGACGACAUCCGACAGAUAGCCAAGCUCAUCGGCUCAAGGACAUUCAAGGACAUUUUGCAGAAAAUCGAGCAUUUCAGAACCAUUCAUCGCGACACCAACUCCAGCAAUGGGCCAGUCGAGGAAGAUCCCGAAUACAACGUUAUUGUGCAAGCCAACAAUCUCAUCGUCGAUAUCGACAACGACCUGCUUGUUGUCCAUAAGUUCAUCAGAGACCACUAUUCCCCAAAGUUCCCUGAACUUGAGUCACUCAUUCUCAAUCCCAACGACUAUGCCUGCACCGUUCAAGCUAUUGGGAAUGAAAUGGACUUGACCAAGAUCGAUCUCAAGGCGCUUCUCCCCUCGGCGACCGUCAUGAUCGUCACCGUCACAGCCACUACGACCAAUGGUCGGCCACUCUCGGAUACCGAGCUCAAAGCCGUCAUGGAUGGCUGCGAGAUGCUCCAGCAGCUCGACGGCGCCAAAAAGAUGAUCCUGGACUAUGUUGAAUCGAGAAUGAAUCUAAUCGCUCCAAACCUCUCGGCCGUCGUCGGCACGGGCACGGCGGCCAAGCUGAUGGGUAUUGCCGGUGGCCUCAGCGGCCUGAGCAAGAUACCGGCCUGCAACGUGCUCGUCCUCGGUGCCCAGAAAAAGGCCAGCGCGGGACUCUCGUCCGUUGGACAGAACCGGCAUCUUGGCCUUAUCUACUACUCUGACAUCAUCCUGCGGACCCCGCCCGAGUACCGCCGCAAAGCCUGCCGUCUCCUGUCUGCCAAGUCCGUUCUCGCAGCACGCAGUGACCGUGCUCGCACAUUCGUCGAUGGCGCGUUCGGCCGAAAAAUGCGCGAAGAAAUCGAGCGAAAAAUCGAAAAAAUGCAAGAACCGCCUCCCGGAAAGGCCAUCAAGGCAUUGCCAGUGCCCACUGAGGGGUCCAAAAAGCGUCGUGGUGGAAAGCGACUGAGACGACAAAAGGAGGCCCAUGCCGUUACCGAGCUACGAAAGGCCCAAAACCGAAUCGUGUUUGGCAUGGCUGAGGAGGAGAUUGAAGUCGGCGACGACACAGUUGGUCUUGGCAUGCUGACCCAAGGGCAGACGGGCAAGAUUCGGGCCAUCACGGGCAACCCUCGUGUCGGCAAGUUGCCAAAGAAGGUCAAGGUGAUCGGUGGUUCGUCUGGAAACACCUCGGGAUUGUCUUCUUCACUGGCCUUCACGCCUAUCCAAGGCAUCGAGCUGGAGAAUCCCGAGGCUGCUCAGCAGCGCAUCAAAGACGCCAACAAUCGCUACUUUGGUGCGGCAGGCACGUUCAUCAAGGUCGCAAAGAAUGACGAGCGGCCUUCUGCGGCGAUGGCCCCGCCUCCAGCAGUGUCUCGGAGAUCAUAGGCGCUGCGUACAUCACACACCUGCCAUGCAUACGAUCGAGCGCGAUCGAACCGCCUCCCUCCAUCUCGUGCAAGGGGGUGCGCUCAGCCUUGCAAAAUAAAGAGUGGUCUGUGAUCCCAAGAUUGGGUGUGUAACGUUCAUUACUUCCAACCUUGGUCAAGUGCGUAGAUCAGAGUUGCCACCAACGCCC
Polychytrium aggregatum is the source of this 1846-nucleotide messenger RNA. RefSeq lists its product as uncharacterized. Gene Ontology annotation, cellular component: U4/U6 x U5 tri-snRNP complex; precatalytic spliceosome; U4 snRNP. NCBI's taxonomy places the organism in Eukaryota, Fungi, Chytridiomycota, Chytridiomycetes, Polychytriales. The coding region runs from base 88 to 1656 and encodes 522 amino acids. The transcript has 8 exons. Gene Ontology annotation, biological process: mRNA splicing, via spliceosome; spliceosomal tri-snRNP complex assembly. The record is from RefSeq and is a predicted model, not a curated record.